Messenger RNA from Amphimedon queenslandica, 879 nucleotides. Its product is annotated as TIMELESS-interacting protein-like. The record is from RefSeq and is a predicted model, not a curated record. Gene Ontology annotation, molecular function: DNA binding. The transcript is spliced from 5 exons. The coding region runs from base 31 to 858 and encodes 275 amino acids. NCBI's taxonomy places the organism in Eukaryota, Metazoa, Porifera, Demospongiae, Haplosclerida, Niphatidae. Gene Ontology annotation, cellular component: nucleus; replication fork protection complex. Gene Ontology annotation, biological process: replication fork arrest; DNA replication checkpoint signaling; DNA damage response.
UGAGCCACGCCCUUUAGCUUUGUACUCAAAAUGGCAGAGGCUGUAGAUGAAGAACCACUUUUUGCUGAUGAUUUAGACGAAUACGAAGAAGAAGAUGAAGAAGAUCCACCUCCUCUUCCUCCUCCAGUACUGGGAGUACAAUCAACCACACAACUAUCAACAAACAGUAGAAAUACAGGGGUAGAUACCACACCCCAAAGAAGCAACAGUACCAGUGGAGGAACAGGAGAUGCUGAUUCUAGUAAUCCUCAAAGGAAGAAGACUGUUAGGAGGCCAGUACUGACCCUUAAAGUUGAUCGAUUGUUUAAUGAUAAUGGACUACCAUACGUUGUUAGAGAAUUUCCAAAAUUAAAGUUCAAAGGGAAAGGCCAUGAGGCAUCAGAUUUAAAGUAUUUACUGAAACAAUAUGAGCUUUGGGCCAAUAGAGUUUAUCCAAAAUACACUUUUAAAGAUUUUGUUAAACGCGUUGAAGGUCUGGGCAGAACUUCUAAAGAAUUUAAAUCUCAGUUUAGAAAUAUGAGGUACAGAUCAGCUGGUAUUCCUGUCCCUGGCGAAGGAAUAGUAGAGGAAGAAGAAGAUGAGGAGAGAGGGGAAGGAAUGGAAGAUGAUAAUGAUGAAAACAAUGAGACUAAUUUUAACACUCUCUUAUCACAAAAUAACUCUAAUGUGCAACAAGGAGCUUCUUCACAACAAUCAACUGAUGGAGUAGCUACCAGUAAUGAUAGAACUGAACCAGCUGGGGACAAUAAUUCAGAACCGCCUGAUCUGUGGGAUAUUGUUGAAGAUGAUCCUCCUCCUCUUCCUUCCUCUGUUGUUGAUGAUAAUCCUUAUGAUGACAUUGAUGACCUUUUAGAUUGAAUAAAAAUUUAUGUCAAAAAA